AUGGGUUUGCACAGAAGACUUUCCAAAGUAACCAAAGGAUCACCUGUUAUGAAGCAAAGAACCAGAAAUUAUGAUCAUCAUUUUUCCUUUGUGAGGAAACAGGAAGAAGACUGUGUGCUAACCAUGAUCACUUAUGUGGGACUGAGCCUAUCUCUGCUGUGUCUCUUUCUGGCUGCCCUCACCUUCCUUCUCUGCAGCACCAUUCAGAAUACCAGCACCUCCCUCCACCUGCAGCUCUCCCUGUGCCUCUUCUUGGCUGAUCUCCUCUUCCUCACAGGAAUUAAACAAACCAAGAAUAAGGUCCUUUGUUCCUCCAUUGCAAGUUUAUUACAUUAUUUCUACCUGGCCUCUUUCACCUGGAUGCUGCUGGAAGGUCUGCAUCUCUUUCUCACUGCCCGGAACCUGAUGGUUGUCAAUUACACCAGGAUGACCCAGUCCCUGAGGAAGGUCAUGUAUCCUCUGGGCUAUGGAAUUCCAGCAGUGAUUGUGACUACUUCUGCAGCAUCAGGAGCACCUCUUUAUGGAACUUCUUCCAGCUGCUGGCUCCAUCUGGAGAAAAGAUUUCUCUGGGCUUUCCUUGGACCAGUCUGUACCAUAUUCUGUGUAAACUUAGCUCUCAUUCUCCAGGUCCUUUGGGUGUUACAAAACAAACUUUCCUCCCUCAACAAUGAGAUGCCCACUCUUCAGGACACAAGGUUGCUGGCAUUUAAAGCCAUGGCUCAGUUGUGCAUCCUGGGCUGCACCUGGUGUCUGGGCGUUCUGCAGAUGGGCCCAACUGCACAGAUCAUGGCUUAUCUCUUCACUAUCAUCAACAGCCUCCAGGGAGUCUUUAUCUUUCUGGUGUACUGUCUCCUCAACCAUCAGGUUCGGGAACAGUACAAAAAAUGGUUCAUGACCCUCAGGGGGAAAACCUCCAGAUCUCAAUCUCUCGAGCUCUCGAUCAAUAACAUCCCUGACUCCAACAGCGAGAACUAUGAAGAAAAUGUCAAUAACAAAAAUUUUCCAGUCCCUAGGGAAAGUCCUGCCCAUUCAUAUAGAACCCCUGGACUGCCACCAGCCUGAUCUCAUGAGAAGUGGGAUGGAGAAGAUUAAAGAAUAUUCCGGUCAACUUUAGUGUCCAUGUAUGCUUGAGGGGUGCUAUGGGGGAGAGGGAGAGGAACUUAGAGAAUGUUUAACCUUCCUCUUGAAGAAGAGAAGAGAUAGUGUCCUUCUGUGCCCUUCCUCAAAUUGGAAGUUCUGGGAAAAACUCAUGAAAGAGAGAAGGAGCAGAGGGAGGCAGAAGCCAAGGCAUGGCAGUGAAGUCAAGAAUCCUACUCAUACCCUGCCAAACCCCAGACUUGGCUCAACACUGUGGUUCUGUAUGGUCUCUCACCUAUGGGUUUCUAUGACACUGCUCUUUCUCUCUUUUUGGAGUUACCAUUUAUUUAUAUGUUUCACAUAUAACAUAAUAUAAUGUAUAACAACAUAACAUAAAAUUAUAAUGUGUAGGAUUUAUUAUAAAUAUGUAAUAAGUUAUAAUAAAU
This is a messenger RNA of Monodelphis domestica (gray short-tailed opossum), 1523 nucleotides long. Lineage: Eukaryota; Metazoa; Chordata; Mammalia; Didelphimorphia; Didelphidae. The record is from RefSeq and is a predicted model, not a curated record.